AAAAAAUAAAAAUCCAAAAUUUCAAAAGCUUUACAUUUUUGACAAUUUGAGGUUCUCUUCUCAAAAGAUCAUCUUUCUACAAACUCAGAUUAAAUGGGUUGCUCCAUCAGUAAAGACCCAAAACCAUCGAAGAAGACGAUACUCGAGAAACCAUUCGUGGACAUCAGAAAGCUUUACAUCCUCGAGGAACAAUUGGGUAAAGGCCAAUUCGGUAUAACCAGAAGAUGCAUAGAGAAAUCAACGGGUACGACUUACGCCUGCAAAACCAUACUCAAGACGAAUCUAAAGAAGGAAGAAGAUGAACAAGCCGUGAAGAGAGAGAUUCGUAUCAUGAAGCAUUUGUCUGGUCAACCAAACAUCGUCGUGUUCAAACGUGCUUACGAGGAUAAAGAGUCUGUACAUAUCGUUAUGGAGUUCUGUGGCGGUGGUGAGUUGUUUAAAAAAAUCGAAGCUUUAUCCGAUGCUGGCAAGUGUCACUCUGAGAAAGAUGCUGUUGAGAUGAUUAGGCCUAUUGUGAAUGUUGUAAAGGUUUGCCAUUUCAUGGGUGUGAUGCAUCGUGAUCUAAAGCCUGAGAAUUUUUUGCUCUCGAGUAAUGAUAAGAAUGCUGUGCUCAAAGCUAUUGACUUUGGGUGUUCUGUCUUUAUAGAAGAAGGAGAAGUAUACCGGAAGCGUGUCGGGAGUGCUUACUACGUAGCUCCUGAAGUAUUACAGGGAAAUUACGGGAAAGAAGCAGACGUUUGGAGUGCAGGGAUUAUUUUGUACAUCCUGCUCUGUGGCAAACCUCCCUAUGUGGCCGAAACUGAGCAAGAGCUGCUCAAAGAGGUAUUGAAAGACGCAAUUGAUUAUGAGAGUAAACCAUGGCCUUUGAUAUCUGUGAAGGCAAAACAUCUUGUCAAAAAGAUGCUUACUAAAAACCCCAAGGAACGGUUCUCUGCUGCAGAUGUUCUUGGACAUCCAUGGCUAAAAGACGGAGAAGCUUCAGAUAAGCCUAUUGAUGGUGUUGUUUUAUCCCGUUUGAAGGAGUUUCGACGUAUGAACAAGUUUAAGAAAGUAGCUCUAAAGGUUAGUGCAGCAAAUCUAUCAGAAGAGGAAAUCAAAGGUCUUAAGACACUGUUCACCAACAUUGACACCGACAAAAGUGGCACAAUUACUCUUCAAGAACUCAAAACAGGCCUGACCAGACUUGGAUCUAAACUCACUAAAACCGAAGUGGAGGAACUCAUGGAAGCCGCUGAUGUGGAUGGUAAUGGAACAAUCGACAUAGACGAGUUUAUCUCUGCGACGAUGCAUAGAUAUAAACUGGAUAGAGAUGAUCAUUUGUACAAAUUAUUCCAACACUUUGACAAAGACAACGACGGGCACUUAACAAAGGAAGAGUUGGAGAUGGCUAUGAAGGAGUAUGGUGUAAAAGAUGAAGAAGGUAGUAUCAAAGAAAUUAUAACCGAAUUCGAUAGCGAUAAUGAUGGAAAAAUAAACUUUGAUGAGUUCCGCACAAUGAUGAGAAGUGACAGCUGCCUGCGGGCAUAAGGGGAACUUCUUCCAAUCAAUUGAAUCAUAUCGGAGAAAACCAAAGUGAGAGAGUUAGUUUGAGCUGUCAAAUCCCUAUAACGGACUCAUUAAUUCUUUUCGUAUUUGUGUUAAUUGUGUUCAUUAUUAAGUGUGAUAACUUUGUCAAUAUGAUUCUAUAAAUAUUUGAGAAUAUUGGUAUCAAUUGUUACAUGAGAUGAGAGGCUCUUAU
This is a messenger RNA of Camelina sativa (false flax), 1738 nucleotides long. Its product is annotated as calcium-dependent protein kinase 31-like. NCBI's taxonomy places the organism in Eukaryota, Viridiplantae, Streptophyta, Magnoliopsida, Brassicales, Brassicaceae. Gene Ontology annotation, biological process: protein phosphorylation. The record is from RefSeq and is a predicted model, not a curated record. Gene Ontology annotation, molecular function: calcium ion binding; ATP binding; protein kinase activity.